This is a messenger RNA of Cottoperca gobio, 1711 nucleotides long. Its product is annotated as acyl-coenzyme A thioesterase 5-like. The record is from RefSeq and is a predicted model, not a curated record. Gene Ontology annotation, biological process: acyl-CoA metabolic process; fatty acid metabolic process. Lineage: Eukaryota; Metazoa; Chordata; Actinopteri; Perciformes; Bovichtidae. Gene Ontology annotation, molecular function: fatty acyl-CoA hydrolase activity.
CUGUAAACAUAUAACCUUUAGUUGUUACCAUCUGUAUGACAAUAUUAAAUGUCUCUUAGUUUGUGCAGUUUACAUUUCUGCACGGAACUAUUGUUUGAGUUUGUUCCAUGACGGACACAAAGAGCGUUGCACAGAGAAACCCUGUGGAGGACAGUUCAGCAGCAUCGCGGUUGUUGGUGUUAAACCAGAUAAGAUAUUCUGGUCGAUUCUCGACCAUGUCCCACGCUAUGCCCCCGGUCCUCUCCGUCCACCCCUCUCGGGCUAUGAUCGAUGAGAAGUUCAAGGUGGUGGUGGAGAAUCUGCCCCCAGGGUGUCCAGUGACCCUGCACUCCCUCCACCACUCGGAGGACAAGGACUACUGGGAGGCCUUCGGACACUACGUGAGUAACCACAGAGGAGCGGUGUCUGUUGCAGAUGAUUACAGUUUUGGGGGAACUUACACAGGAAAAGAAGAUGGUUUGUUGUGGAGUAUGCGUCCCAUCCCAGGCAGCCGCAUAGGCCUCAGGUUGAGAAAGCUGAACGUCUGCGUCCCCCAGCUGGUCAACAUCUCGGUCUACAGUGGACACGUAGCGGAGGGCUUCAGGGAGCGGGCUGCCUUGGCCUCGUCGCUCACAGAGAGGUGGCACAUGGCUCCAGGAGUCCAGAGGAUCGAAAUCAAAAAGAGAGGAGUGCGAGGGACUCUGUUUAUGCCUGCAGGUCCAGGCCCCUUCCCCGGCCUGCUGGAUAUGUGGGGAGGCGGCGGAGGGCUGCUGGAGUAUCGUUCGGCGUUGCUGGCAUCACACGGUUAUGCUUCUUUGGCGCUGGAGUAUUUCGCCGCCGGGGAGCUGGAGUCAGCAAACCAAGAGUUAAACUAUUUUGAGAAAGCAGUUGAUAUCAUCAGAGACCAUCCUCAAGUGAUCGCGGACAGAGUUGGAAUCUUCGGCCUUUCCCUUGGCUCGCUUUUGACCAUCCUGUUGUCAGCAGAGAGCAGCGUUAUCAAGCCCAGUUGUUGUGUUUGUAUCAGCGCCAGCCACCUACAUCCAUACGGGGCGACCCUCGGAGAACUUUAUCACAUAUGGACCAAGAACUAUUCCAAGAUGCACUUGGAUGAGAACAACUGUGAGAUAUGGAGAGAUAUAGGCCUUCCCAUUUCAGAUGAUCCCUCACAGAAAGUGGACGUGGGGAAAAUAAACUGUCCAAUGUUCUUGGUGAACGGCUGUGAUGAUCAGAACUGUGCCGCAGUGGAGUAUGCUGACGAUAUGGCCCAGGUGAUGCGUGCAGCAGGGAAUGAGCACCUGCUGAACAGAGUUGAAUACCCUGAUGCUGGACAUCUGAUUGAGCCGCCGUACUCGCCUCACUUCAGAGCCACUAAUUUUGUAAAGCAUGAUACAAAAGAGAAAGUGAUAUUGCUGUGGGGAGGACAAAGUAAACCCCACGCACACGCUCAGGAGGACUCCUGGAAUAAGAUCUUGGCUUUUCUGCAGAAGUAUCUGUACUCCAACUCAACUCCCAAAGCCAAGAUGUGAACGAUUGCACGAGCACACGAAUCACUGCUGGAAAACAUCGUAUAGUGUGACGAGUGUUCACGACCUUUAACACUAACGCAUGUGCCGCUCUGUGUGGACCAUGUGCCUCACUGUGUGGACCAUGUGCCUCUCUGUGUGGACCAUGUGCCUCUCUGUGUGGACCAUGUGCCUCUCUGUGUGGACCAUGUGCCUCACUGUGUGGACCA